AGGCCGCAGCAGGAGGAUUCUCAGCCGCCCGACGGGUGCGACGCUGACAAGGAUUGCGAGUGGGCGGGGUGGCGGCGGGCGCCCGCCUGGCGGCGCCACUCUGCAGCGGAAGCUACUGAGGCGCGCGUGCAGGCCGCGACCGUUGGGCUCCAGCCCUCGGUAGUCGCGCUACCGGGGCACCUGCGGGCGUCUUAUGCCGGCUGCGAGCUCGACGCCGACGCGCGCAGCGGCGGCGCGAGCCGCGGGCUGGAGUGGGCGCAGGAGCGGGCGCGGGCCAGGGCGCGCUCGCGAUCGACCUCGCCCCUGCUCAUGCGCGGCGGCGGCGGGGCCGGCGUCCUGUCCGGCGCCGUCACCGCCUCGGCUUCCCUUGAGGGAGCACUGGGUCGGGGUUCUGCUGCUGGCGGUGGCGCCCGGGGCAAGGCGCGGGGCACGUCGGCGGCGGGCGGAGGGGGCAGCAUUCUGAUGAGGCUCCAGGCGCUGCGCAGCCGCAUGGGGUCGAGCGCCGGCGGCGGGGGCGGGGGCGUUGCGGCGGCGGCGGCGGCGGCGGCGGCGCGCGAUGGCGCCGAGUGUGGCAAGGCGACGGUCGGCGGAGAGGGGCCGAGGGUCGCAGGGCGGGCGGCGGUGCUGGAGGAGGGGCUUUUGGGGUAG
Monoraphidium neglectum is the source of this 648-nucleotide messenger RNA. RefSeq lists its product as hypothetical. The annotation marks the transcript as partial. NCBI's taxonomy places the organism in Eukaryota, Viridiplantae, Chlorophyta, Chlorophyceae, Sphaeropleales, Selenastraceae. The record is from RefSeq and is a predicted model, not a curated record. The transcript has a single exon.